CGAUCACAAAAACAUCAUGGGACUAUUAGAUGAACUAGAUAGGCUGGGUACAGAUCAAAAUGGUACGUCAAAACCAUCGAUAGCAGGUCCGUCCAGAAGCAGAGAAGGAGGAACAAAUGCUCAUCACAACAAAGAUCGAAAAAGUGCGUCUCUACAAAGGAACAGAGCACAAGUAAGAUCGGAUCAUUCGGAAGAUGACGAGAGUAUAGCACCAGUAGUAUUGAAUCACACCGAAGAUGAAGGAGAUCAAAACGCCGAAGCGCGAAUGGCCAACAUGAGCAUAGACGAGCUGCGAGAACAAAUAAACAAAUACGGCCUAAGGCUUUCAAAAAGUCGAAAAGUGAUGAUUGAACAACUACAAAGUGUCUAUCGAGCAAUACGACAAGCAAAGGCAGUAAAAGACACUCAAGUGGGAGAUACAUCAUCUUUGUUCUCAUCCGAUCGUGAUGAAAGUGGGGAAGACAAUGAUGAUGAUGAGGAAGAGGAAAGUGAUGAUGAACCAUUAGCCAGGCAAGCAACGACAAAAAAAGCAGCCGCUUUGGGAAACAUACCUAAAGGAAACGGCGCAUUUGAGGCAAACGUGCCUGCGGUAAUUUCACAACAAUUACACGAUGCACUCAUGUCAGACGAAAAUCUUUACAGGCGAAUUUUACUUUUUGAACCUGUUCCUUUUGAAGAAGUAAGCGCUUUAGCCAAAAAAGCAGGCGUUCAAGGUUUACGAUCGAAAGAAAUCCUAAGGAAUUGGUUAGACGUUCAAUGCAUUUGCUUUUAUUCUGGCGAAUUGACUGGUCAACGUCAUAGGUAUUAGUCCAAAUCUUCCUAUGUGUAUUUCUAUUAUGAUAUCGUAUGCUAAUUUACAAAAAUGCUAAUGCUACUGUAC
This is a messenger RNA of Meira miltonrushii, 880 nucleotides long. RefSeq lists its product as uncharacterized. The transcript has a single exon. The coding region runs from base 17 to 808 and encodes 263 amino acids. The record is from RefSeq and is a predicted model, not a curated record. NCBI's taxonomy places the organism in Eukaryota, Fungi, Basidiomycota, Exobasidiomycetes, Exobasidiales, Brachybasidiaceae. Gene Ontology annotation, cellular component: nucleus; Slx1-Slx4 complex. Gene Ontology annotation, biological process: DNA replication; DNA repair.